Messenger RNA from Chrysemys picta bellii (western painted turtle), 1676 nucleotides. RefSeq names its product splicing factor 3b subunit 4 (gene SF3B4). Lineage: Eukaryota; Metazoa; Chordata; Testudines; Emydidae. Gene Ontology annotation, cellular component: U12-type spliceosomal complex; nucleolus; U2 snRNP. Gene Ontology annotation, molecular function: RNA binding. The record is from RefSeq and is a predicted model, not a curated record. Gene Ontology annotation, biological process: positive regulation of mRNA splicing, via spliceosome.
GGCCGCUGCCUGCACCGCCCCUUUUCACCCGCGGUGGCCGGAAGUGGGGGGGUGAAAGGGCGGAAGUCGGAGGUCGCCCGCCUGGCCGCGGGGAGGCGGGAGCGCGUUCGAGAUGGCGGCGGGGCCCAUCUCCGAGAGGAACCAGGAUGCUACGGUUUACGUCGGUGGCCUGGACGAGAAGGUCAGCGAGCCGCUGUUAUGGGAGCUGUUUCUGCAGGCGGGACCGGUGGUCAAUACCCACAUGCCCAAAGAUCGAGUCACAGGUCAACAUCAAGGUUAUGGGUUCGUGGAAUUCCUCAGCGAGGAAGAUGCCGACUACGCCAUUAAAAUCAUGAACAUGAUCAAGCUGUAUGGGAAGCCGAUCCGCGUGAACAAGGCCUCGGCCCACAACAAGAACCUGGACGUGGGCGCCAACAUCUUCAUCGGCAACCUGGACCCGGAGAUUGACGAGAAGCUGCUGUACGACACCUUCAGCGCCUUUGGAGUCAUCCUGCAGACCCCCAAGAUCAUGCGGGACCCCGACACGGGCAACUCCAAGGGCUAUGCCUUCAUCAACUUCGCCAGCUUCGAUGCCUCCGACGCCGCCAUUGAGGCCAUGAAUGGACAGUACCUGUGCAACCGGCCCAUCACCGUCUCUUACGCCUUCAAGAAGGAUUCCAAAGGCGAGCGGCACGGCUCCGCUGCAGAGCGGCUGCUGGCUGCCCAGAACCCCCUGUCUCAGGCAGACCGGCCUCAUCAGCUGUUUGCAGAUGCCCCUCCUCCUCCAUCGGUGCCGACCCCUGUCGUCACGUCCUUGGGGCCAGGUGUGAACCCGCCAGGCAUCCCACCCCCAGGAUCGUUUCCCCCGCCGGUGCCGCCACCUGGAGCAAUGCCCCCAGGAAUGCCUCCUGCCAUGCCACCUCCACCCAUGCCACCAGGUGCAGGUGCCCCGGGUCCUCCUUCAGGGGGCACUCCCAGUGGAGGGCACCCUCCUCACCCACAUCCUUUCCCACCUGGCGGGAUGCAUCAUCCAGGGAUGCCCCCCAUGCAGGUGCAUCACGGACCACCCGGGAUGGGACAGCAUCAUCAUCCGGGGCCACCGGGGUCAGGAGGCCAGCCCCCGCCCCGCCCGCCCCACGGCAUGCCCCACCCCGGACCACCCCCAAUGGGCAUGCCGCCCAGAGGGCCCCAUUUCGGAUCACCCAUGGGUCACCCAGGCCCCAUGCCCCACCACGGCAUGCGUGGGCCGCCUCCAUUGAUGCCUCCCCAUGGUUACAGCGGCCCCCCCCGCCCACCACCCUAUGGCUACCAGCGGGUCCCUCUGCCACCUCGUCCUGCCCAGAGACCCCCCGUGCCACCUCGUGGGCCUUUGAGGGGACCACUACCAUAAACGCAGCCGCAUCAGAACCUGGCCAGCAGAAGAACCUUCCUACUGCGAAUUCCUCUCUCUCCUACUUUGGAUUUUGGUUUCUUUUUGGACUAACGUUCCUGAGAACAGGAAGCGUGAUCGGAGCCGUCAGUGUCUCGCUGCCCCUGUGAAAACCCUGCUAUUCCCUUUAGCAGUGUUACUUUUAGUUGUCCUCUCCCUGCUCUUGUCCCCGUCGUUUCGAGAAGAUAACUUGAUUUUAAUGAAAUGUUUUUCUAUGUGAACUGAGAUUGGCCGUUUGCAAAUAAACACCUUGGGCGUUGCCCUCUGA